AAAACAGCAACAACACACAGGGAGGAGGGGAGAAAAGCAAAGUGAUCCAUUGAAACUAAGCGUUGCCGUCGUUUAAUCCAAUAUUGUUCUCCUACCCCCCCCACCACCACUGCUCAACUUGUGUUAAUUAGGUAGCAGAGAAUAAAACCAGCUCAUCUGGAGAGGGGUGGUGCAUUUGGGAGCGAGAUGGCUAACGGAAAGGUUCGGCUGCUCCUCCGUGGACUCUUCCUCGUAGCAGUGAUUCAGCCCUCUCUGCAAGGAGGCGGGUAUAUACCACCUGGUGCAGGGACAGGCACUGGACCAGGAGCUGGUUUUUUUCCAGGUAGUUAUGGAGUUGGAGGGCAAGGCAGAGGACCAGGAGGUCUGGUGCCAGGAGGCGUUGGCCAGACUGGAUUAGGCAUUGGAGGACUCGGAGCAGGACAAGGUGGUAAAGGACCUAAACCAGGUUAUGGUAACCUUGGAGCUGGGGGUCUCGGAGGUGGCAAUUAUGGAGCUGGAGGCCUAGGCGGCGGUGGUUAUGGAGGAUAUGGUGGAGUCCCGGGUGGAUUCUUCCCAGGAGCUGGACAGAAGGCUGGUAAAAGAGGUGCUGGAGGCCAUCUGCUACCAUUUGGAGGAGCAGGAACUGGAACAGGAACCCUUCCUGUUGGAGGCCCUGUUAUCCCCCAGACAGGCUUUCCAGGAGGGGCUGGUGCUGGAUCAGGAAAGAAAGCUUCCAAAGUACCAGGUGUGGGUGUACCAGGGCUUUAUCAAGGUGGACUGGUACCAGUGAAUGGUUUUGGUAACCGCGGAGUUCUUCCAGGAGUUGCCACUGGGAACGGCCUCAGUCAAAAAUCACUUGGAGCAGGAGGGCAGGGUGGUGCAGGACCAGGCUAUGGUGGGCAGAUGCAGCCUGGAGUGUUCCAUGGCUACCCUCUGAAAUCCCCCAAAACACAAGGUGGCCAUGGAGCAAAACCUGGAGGUGGAAAACUUCCUUUUGGCUAUGGGGGGUUCGGUAAUCAAGGAGCUGGACUUCCGGGAGGUAAAGCUGGCCCUGGAUCAAAGCCUGGAUUUCCUAUUGGAACUGGAGUUGGCACUGGUGGCCUCUCACCUGGACAGGCUAAAUCUGCCCAAUACGGUUUGGGUGGUCUUGGUGGAAUUGGUGCUAUUGCUGGUGGUUUUGGUCCCGGUGCAGGUGGUUUUGGCGGUGUCGGUGGCACAGGUGGACUAUAUGCAGGGCAGAUACCAGGAGGUGGCUAUGGACCUGGAUCCAAAGCUGCUAAAUAUGGUGGUGUGCCCGGUGGAGUACCAGGUGCCAUACCAGGUGGCGUUCCUGGUGGCGUACCAAGUGGUGUGCCAGGUGGUGUUCCUGGUGGAGUACCUGGUGGCAUUCCAGGUGGUGUUCCAGGUGGUGGAUAUUUACCAUCAGCCAAAGCAGCUAAAUAUGGUGGUGUACCAGGGGGUGUACCAGGGGGUGUUCCAGGGGGAGUACCAGGCGGCGUACCAGGGGGUGUCCCAGGAGGUGUACAAGGAUUUGGUGGAGCUCUACCAGCAGCCAAAGCAGCUAAAUACGGUGGUGUACCAGGUGGUGUGCCAGGGGGUGUGCCGGGUGGGGUACCAGGGUUUAUACCAGGCGGUGUGCCCGGUGGUGUACCAGGAUUUGGUGGUCAACCAGCAGCCAAAGCAGCUAAAUAUGGAGCAGUACCGGGUGGUGUUCCUGGUGGUGUACCAGGGGGUGUACCAGGGGGUGUGCCUGGGGGUGUGCCUGGGGGUGUGCCUGGGGGUGGUGGAUAUCUACCAACAGCUAAAUAUGGCAGUGUACCAGGUGGAGUACCAGGGGGCAUACCUGGGGGUGUACCAGGUGGACUACCAGGUGGCGUACCAGGCGGAGUACCAGGCGGUGUGCCCGGUGGUGUACCAGGAUUUGGUGGAUAUCAACCAGGAGCCAAAGCAGCUAAAUAUGGUGGCGUACCAGGUGGCGUUCCUGGUGGUGUACCAGGUGGCGUUCCUGGUGGUGUACCUGGUGGCGUACCGGGUGGCGUACCGGGUGGCGUACCGGGUGGCUUUCCAGGUGGUGGAUAUUUACCAUCAGCCAAAGCAAAUAAAUAUGGUGGCGUACCAGGUGGCGUUCCUGGUGGUGUACCAGGUGGCGUUCCUGGUGGUGUACCUGGUGGCGUUCCUGGUGGCGUACCGGGUGGCGUACCGGGUGGCGUACCGGGUGGCUUUCCAGGUGGUGGAUAUUUACCAUCAGCCAAAGCAAAUAAAUAUGGUGGCGUACCAGGUGGCGUACCAGGUGGCGUUCCUGGUGGUGUACCAGGUGGCGUUCCUGGUGGUGUACCUGGUGGCGUUCCUGGUGGCGUACCGGGUGGCGUACCGGGUGGCUUUCCAGGUGGUGGAUAUUUACCAUCAGCUAAAGCAAAUAAAUAUGGUGGCGUACCAGGUGGCGUUCCUGGUGGUGUACCAGGUGGCGUUCCUGGAGGUGUACCUGGUGGCGUACCAGGUGGCGUUCCUGGUGGUGUACCGGGUGGCGUACCGGGUGGCUUUCCAGGUGGUGGAUAUUUACCAUCAGCCAAAGCAGCUAAAUAUGGUGGCGUUCCUGGUGGUGGUGGAUAUUUACCAUCAGCCAAAGCAGCUAAAUAUGGUGGCGUACCAGGUGGCGUUCCUGGUGGUGUACCAGGUGGCGUUCCUGGUGGUGUACCUGGUGGCGUUCCUGGUGGCGUACCGGGUGGCGUACCGGGUGGCGUACCGGGUGGCUUUCCAGGUGGUGGAUAUUUACCAUCAGCCAAAGCAAAUAAAUAUGGUGGCGUACCAGGUGGCGUACCAGGUGGCGUUCCUGGUGGUGUACCAGGUGGCGUUCCUGGUGGUGUACCUGGUGGCGUUCCUGGUGGCGUACCGGGUGGCGUACCGGGUGGCUUUCCAGGUGGUGGAUAUUUACCAUCAGCUAAAGCAAAUAAAUAUGGUGGCGUACCAGGUGGCGUUCCUGGUGGUGUACCAGGUGGCGUUCCUGGAGGUGUACCUGGUGGCGUACCAGGUGGCGUUCCUGGUGGUGUACCGGGUGGCGUACCGGGUGGCUUUCCAGGUGGUGGAUAUUUACCAUCAGCCAAAGCAGCUAAAUAUGGUACCGUACAAGGUGGCGUUCCUGGUGGUGUCCCAGGUGGCGUUCCUGGUGGCAUACCUGGUGGUGUCCCAGGUGGCGUUCCUGGUGGCAUACCUGGUGGUGUACCGGGUGGCUUUCCAGGUGGUGGAUAUUUACCAUCAGCUACAGCAGCUAAAUAUGGUGGUGUACCAGGUGGCGUUCCUGGUGGUGUACCAGGUGGCGUUCCUGGUGGUGUACCAGGUGGCGUACCUGGUGGUCUACCGGGUGGCGUACUGGGUGGCGUUCCAGGUGGUGGAUAUUUACCAUCAGCCAAAGCAGCUAAAUAUGGUGGUGUACCAGGUGGCGUUCUUGGUGGUGUACCAGGUGGCGUUCCUGGUGGUGUACCAGGUGGCGUACCUGGUGGUGUACCGGGUGGCGUUCUGGGUGGCGUUCCAGGUGGUGGAUAUUUACCAUCAGCUAAAUAUGGAGGUGUACCAGGUGGUGUACCAGGUGGUCUACCAGCUGGUGUACCUGGUGGUGUACCGGGUGGCGUUCCAGGUGGUGGAUAUUUACCAUCAGCCAAAGCAGCUAAAUAUGGAGGUGUACCCGGCGGUGUACCAGGAGGGGUGCCAGGUGGUGUGCCAGGCAGUGUGCCCGGAGGAGCACCAUUUGCAGUGCCAGGAGGAGUUCUGAGAUUUCCAGGGACCGCUAUAGGAGGAGCAGGAGCAGGGUUCGGAACAGGAGGACUGGGAGGAACAGGAGUGGGAGGAGUACCUGGUUUGGUGCCAGGAGGAGGUGGAGGUGGACAGUACUCCCCUGCUGCAAAAGCUGCAAAAUAUGGAGGAGCUGGAGCAGGGUUAGGAGGUGCAGGAGGACUGGGGGGAACAGGUGGAGCAAUAGGAGGGGUACCAGGUUUUGUCCCAGGAAGAGUUGGAGGCGGACAAUUCUCUCCUGCUGCAAAAGCUGCUAAAUAUGGAGGAGCAGGAGCAGGGUUGGGAACAGGAAGCCUGGGAGGACCAGGAGUAGGUGGAGUUCCUGGUUUGGUGCCAGGAGGAGUUGGAGGUGGACAAUACUCUGCUGCUGCAAAGGCUGCCAAAUAUGGAGGAACAGGAGCAGGGUUGGGAACAGGAGGACUGGGAGGAACAGGAGCAGGAGGAGUUCCUGGUUUAGUGCCAGGAGGAGUUGGAGGUUCUCAAUACUCUGCUGCUGCAAAAUCUGCCACAUAUGGAAGAGCACGAACAGGGUUGGGAGCAGGCUUGGGAGCAGGAGACCCGUGGGGACUGGGAGCAACAUUAGGAGGAGUGCCUGGUUUGGUACCAGGAGGAGUUGGAGGAGGACAAUAUGCUGCUGCUGCUGCUGCUGCAAAAGCUGCUAAAUAUGGCGUUAGAGGGGGAGUAGGAGCAGGGUUAGGAGCCGGCGGUCUGGGAGGAGCAGGUAUUGGAGUGGGAAGAGUACCUGGUCUGUUACCAGGAGGUGUUGGAGGUGGACAAUACUCUGCUGCUGCAAAAGCUGCUAAAUAUGGAGGAGCAGGUUUAGGAACAGGAGGACUGGGAGGUACAGGUGGACAAGUACCAGGUUUUGUACCCGGAGGGAUUGGAGAUGGACAAUACUCUGCUGCUGCAAAAGCUGCCAAAUAUGGAGGAGCAGGCACUGUGUUAGGAACAGGAGGACUGGGAGGAACAGGAGUGCGAGUACCUGGUUUUCUACCAGGAAGAGUUGGAGGUGGUCAAUACUCUGCUGCUGCAAAAGCUGCUAAAUAUGGAGGAGCAGGAGCAGGGUUAGGAAUGGGAGGCCUGGGGGGAACAGGAGUAGGAGGAGUUCCUGGUUUGGUACCAGGAGAAGGACAAUAUUCUGCUGCUGCUGCUGCUGCUGCUGCUGCAAAAGCUGCCAAAUACGGAGCAGGAGCAGGACUAGGAACAGGAGGACUUGGAGGAACAGGAGUAGGAGGAGUGCCUGGUUUGGUACCAGGAGGAGUUGGAGGUGCUCAAUACUCUGCUGCUGCAAAAGCUGCCAAAUAUGGGGUUUCAACAGGAGGUGGAGCAGGAAUUGGAGCAGCAACAGGAGCAAGAGGAGUAGGGCCAGGAGCAGUUGGAGGCGACGUUUCUGGAGUGGGUCUUGGAGUGCCGGGAGCGACACCACUUACUGCAGUUAGCGGCCUUCCUGAUGGUUCUGCUGUUGCUGUGCCAGGUGACACCGGCGUUACUGUUGCUGGAAAGCCAUCAAAGGAUGUAGGUCCUUCUGGAACUCCUGGUCCAGGGCCCACACCUAUUGCCACAAAUAGCAAGGCCACAGAGCUACCAAAGCCCACUGGUACAAAAGGUCAAAGCCCGACUGGUGCUGGAACAGGUGUUGGUCCAAGCGGAGUUGGUUACCCUUAUGGAGUUCCUUAUGGGGCUGGAACUGGUAUUGGAACUGGAACUGAAACAGGAGAUGCAGUGCUGCCUGGUGCAAAGCCCUUGACACCUCCCAUCAUUGGGGGAGCAGGAGGUGGAGCAGGAAUCCCCCUGGCAGCAGGAGGCUAUCAAGGUGGUUUUCCUUAUCCUGCUGCAGUCGGAGUGGGUGGUGCUGGGGGAGGAGCUAAAGCCCCAAAACCAGGCUAUGGAAAUCUUGGAGGUGGUGGUGGCUAUCAGCCUCAGCCAGGUGGAUAUGUCCCAGCCCCACUGACCCCUCAACAAGCCAAAGCAGCCAAGUACAUUGGGAAUCCAUUGCAAGGCUUCCUGGGUGGUGGAGGAGGAGGAGCCUAUGGAGCAGCAGGAGCGUGCCAGGGCAGAUACUGCGGCAGGAGGAAGUAGAUGUCCUCCUGAUGUGUGAUGUGGCCUGAAGAAAACCAUGGUGCUACUGCAUGAACUAGAAUGUACAUUUUAGAACACAAACAUUCAAUGUUGUUUUUACUUACUUGACUUCGUCUGCUCUUAUGCAAACCCACCGACCAAGAGUUUUUGUACUACCCCCCCCCCCCCCCCCCCCCCCCCCCGAUGUGGCAUUUAUUACUGACAGUGCCUUCAAUCAUAAAUGUGUGAACGUAACUCGGCUUUAAAGCAUCCUUUUAUGCACCAGUGUACUUCAAAUAUAACGUGUCAGCUCAUGCUCAUUCGUAUACAAACAGUUAUGCGUCCUUCAUGUGGCUUGGACAUAUGGUGACAGGGCGAAGAGUCCUUGCAAAGGUGGUCUGCCAAUGUGACCUGUGCAGGACGCUGAAGCACUCCGUUUUCAAUCAUAAUGCAAAGCGAGCUGAAAUGUUGCAGCGCACCACCUCUCUGACCUGUGAGAAGGCUGCUUUUUGUGGCCAAAUCACAGCAUUGUCUCGGACCCUCCUCCUUCUUCCUCGCUGCUAUUUUUAGCCCCAAUGGGUAUAAAGUAGUGGCAAAUCAGACUCCACCCAGCCCAUCUGUUCUCAUUAACUUUUUUUGCUGAUUCUACUGUAUAUGCCCAAGCAUUUCCAAUUUUGACAAAUGCUUUAUUGAGAUCAGUCUCGAAAACAGUGUUGCCAUUUAUACUUUUAUUCCUCCAGUGUAUAUCUGGAAAGUUUGCAUAUUUGUGCAUCUGCUUCGUGAUCCUUUUUCCUCAAGCAUCAUUUCAGGAGUUAUUUACAUUUAUGUAAUAACAUUCAUUCAAGCUAACUCAUAUCUUACUGCAUUUUCACACAAUUAUAAUAACAAUAAGACCUGUCCCUUUGCAUUUAUUAAUUAAUUGUAGUUCAGAAUAACUUUUAUUUAAUGGGUGUAUCCAAGCCCCAUUGUUCAUUUACUUGAGCUGCUUCAGAGGACAAAAAAAAAGUGGAAAAAGCCUAAUUGACCAAAGGUUCAUGGGUGCUGUUGCCAAGUGACCCCUUUUUCUUUCUGUAAUUGUGUACUGUAUUUUGUACUAAUAUGAAAGUUGCUGGCAUUGGUUCAUCCACUCUGAGCUGUAUGAGAACAGUCUUUGAACUUCACUGGGUCAGACAUGUGCCGUGGGAUACACUUCAUCUUUAUUUAAAACUAUUUCUAUAAGGAGGAACUUUGUGGUUUUGCACUUUUUUUUUAUGUUUCGACACAUACAUGCACACACACAUCACUUAAUAUAUCCUGCCAUUGCAUUUGCUUCUUUAAAUACAUAAAUAAAAUGUGUUAAAAACA
This is a messenger RNA of Phyllopteryx taeniolatus (common seadragon), 7167 nucleotides long. RefSeq lists its product as uncharacterized. The transcript is spliced from 60 exons. NCBI's taxonomy places the organism in Eukaryota, Metazoa, Chordata, Actinopteri, Syngnathiformes, Syngnathidae. The record is from RefSeq and is a predicted model, not a curated record. Gene Ontology annotation, molecular function: extracellular matrix structural constituent. The coding region runs from base 187 to 5844 and encodes 1885 amino acids.